Molecule: messenger RNA, 1055 nt
Organism: Ceratotherium simum simum (southern white rhinoceros)
Lineage: Eukaryota; Metazoa; Chordata; Mammalia; Perissodactyla; Rhinocerotidae
Gene: ZNF428
Product: zinc finger protein 428
Source: RefSeq, a predicted model, not a curated record
AAACCCCCUGCGCGGGCCUCGUCGAGAGCCCGACUCGGAGACCCCCCUUCCCACUGUGAGACAGGAACGGUCCAUCUCUCCGCGCAAGCGCCCUAGGCUCUUCACGCCCCCCGCACUCCCUCCUACCCCACCAGCAGCGCAGGCGCAGAGCCCGGGCGUGCAGCCGCCGCCGCCGAGCCGGAGCGGGGGCCGUCGGCGCCGCAUCCCUCUCUACCUGCCGACAUCCUGCAUUAGAGAACUUGUGGCUGUGGAGAGCUGGCCAGGGAGGGACACUGCCCAGCUGCUGCUCUGCUCCUGUCUCCUGUCCCCUCCCCUGGCCAUGACAGAGACCCGUGAGCCAGCUGAGACUGGGGGCUACGCCAGCUUGGAAGAAGAUGAUGAGGACCUCUCUCCAGGCCCCGAGCAUUCCUCUGACUCCGAAUACACUCUCUCAGAGCCGGACUCCGAAGAGGAAGAAGAUGAGGAGGAGGAGGAAGAGGAGACCACUGACGACCCUGAAUAUGAUCCUGGCUACAAGGUGAAGCAGCGCCUGGGCGGGGGCCGGGGCGGCCCGUCCCGCCGGGCCCCCCGUGCAGCCCAGCCCCCGGGCCCCCCAGCCCAGCCCUGCCAGCUCUGUGGCCGCUCACCCCUUGGGGAGGCCCCACCAGGCACCCCACCUUGCCGGCUCUGCUGCCCCGCUACAGCCCCCCAGGAAGCGCCAGCCCCUGAAGGCAGGGCCCUCGGGGAGGAAGAGGAGGAGCCGCCUCGGGCUGGGGAGGGCCGACCAGCUGGGCGGGAGGAGGAGGAGGAGGAGGAGGAGGAGGAGGAGGGCACCUACCACUGCACGGAGUGCGAGGAUUCCUUCGCCAGCCUCGGGGAGCUGCAUGGGCACUUCAUGCUGCAUGCCCGGGGGGAGGUGUAGGCAGAGCCCCCACCAGGCAGCUUGGCAGAGGGGGGUGGGAGGAGGGGACUGAGGAGAUUGGGGUGGUCGCCGUGGUCUUGGGGGAUGGGGUACCGCCGAUCUGUGUCGUCUUAGCAGUAGAUGUGUGAAGGCCAGAAUAAAAGCCAAAUUCUGU